Messenger RNA from Arabis nemorensis, 501 nucleotides. The record is from the annotation of a GenBank genome assembly. NCBI's taxonomy places the organism in Eukaryota, Viridiplantae, Streptophyta, Magnoliopsida, Brassicales, Brassicaceae.
AUGGAGUUACUCACUGAACCAGCUCCCAGGUUCCCCUUAAUCUCUCACAAUGUCGACAAAGGCAAGGGCCAUGUAUUUGCCCACGAUGAGGAAUGUGAAAGAAUGAAAAGGCAGAGCUUAUGGGGUUCCAAACCAUUAGCUUCUGCACCGAACCAUGAUCUACAAAGCGGUAAUGAAGUUGAACGUGGACAUAGCUUCACCUCCUUCUUUACGGUAACAGGUUCGACGAGUUUUGCGUUAGGCUCCUAUGCCAAUGAACCAUUAUCCGGUAACCUAUUGGCUGUCAAGCGAGGGAGGAAAAGACCAUCGGCCUGGAACAGAAGGUCUAGAAAAGCUCCAGGUGAUAAUCCUCCCAAGCCUCAGGAUCAAAAGGAGGAUCCACAUGAAAACUACCCGAAGAGAAAAGCAGAGGAAAGUCCUUCGGUACAAACCAACAAAGAAGCCGCUGCCAUCCCAAUGAGCAUUUUGAACAAUCUUUGGAUCAAUGAUAACACCAUCUGA